AUGGUCACAGCGAGAAGGAUGCUGCAGCAAGCUCUACGAGUGUCCGGCCGGGGCGCCUUCCCCCUGGCCAAGUGGAUGGAGAGGUGGGCCGAGGGCCUGCAGGGCUCCAAGGCGCUCCGGUCCCUGGACGACAUGCCCGGGCCGUCCGUCGCCAGCUUCGCCUACGACUUAUUCGCCAAACGGGGACUGUCGAGGCUGCACGAGUUACAGCUGGAAGGGCUGCAGCGGUACGGCCCCAUGUGGAAGGCCAGCUUUGGCCCCAUCCUCACAGUUCACGUGGCCCAUCCGACGCUGAUCGAGCAGGUCCUGAGGCAGGAGGGCCUGCACCCCAUGCGUUCUGACCUUUCCUCUUGGAAAGACUACAGGAAGCUCAGGGGACAUCAUUACGGACUCUUAACAUCUGAGGGGGAGGAGUGGCAGGCGGUGAGAAGUCUCCUGGGGAAACACAUGCUGCGGCCCAAGGCAGUGGAAGCUUAUGAUAAGACGCUGAACAGCGUGGUCGGUGACCUGAUUGCCAAACUUCGCUUCUGCAGAAGUCCCGAAGGCCUCGUCUCUGACAUCGCCAGCGAGUUCUAUCGCUUCGGCCUGGAGGGGAUCUCCUCAGUGCUGUUCGAGUCCAGGAUCGGGUGUCUGGAUCAGGUUGUUCCUGAAGAGACGGAGCGCUUCAUCCAGUCCAUCAACACCAUGUUUGUGAUGACUCUUCUCACCAUGGCCAUGCCGAGCUGGCUUCACCAGCUCUUCCCCAAACCCUGGAACGUCUUCUGCCAGUGCUGGGACUACAUGUUUGACUUUGCAAAAGGUCACAUUGACCAGCGCCUGACUGCCGAGGCGGAGAAAAUUGCCCGAGGGGAGAAGGUGGAGGGCCGUUAUCUCACCUACUUCUUGUCACGGAUGGGGCUGCCCAUGAAAACCGUCUACAGCAACAUCACGGAGCUGCUCCUCGCAGGGGUCGACACCAUCUCCAGCACAAUGUCCUGGUCCUUGUACGAGCUUUCCCGGCACCCAGACGUUCAGACCGCACUCAGACAGGAAGUCUUGUCUGUCCUCGAACAUCGGAAAAUACCAGACGCUGCAGAUGUGGCCCGCAUGCCUCUCCUGAAAGCCACAGUCAAAGAAGUGCUCAGGUUGUACCCCGUAAUUCCUGCCAAUGCGAGAGUCAUCCCAGAGAGGGACAUUCAGGUUGGAGGCUACCUCAUCCCCAAAAACACUCUGAUUACCUUGUGCCACUUUGCAACAUCCCGGGAUCCAGCGGUGUUUAAAAAUCCAGACGACUUCCAGCCGUCCCGCUGGCUCGCCAAGGAGGAGAGCCAUCACCCGUACGCCUCGGUGCCGUUUGGCGUGGGGAAGCGAAGCUGCAUCGGGCGGCGUAUCGCUGAGCUGGAGCUUUAUCUUGCUCUCGCCAGGAUUCUCAUAGAGUUUGAUGUGAAGCCAGACCCAGAGGGAGUUUCUGUGAAGCCUAUGACACGGACUCUACUGGUUCCUGAAAAUGUCAUUAGCCUCCAGUUUAUUGAACGAUGACCUACUCUCCUGAGCUGAUCAGUUACGUGAAUGUGAACGUGAGUCCCUCGGCAGUGUGGCGAAC
Salarias fasciatus (jewelled blenny) is the source of this 1582-nucleotide messenger RNA. RefSeq names its product cytochrome P450, family 27, subfamily B, polypeptide 1 (gene cyp27b1). Gene Ontology annotation, molecular function: oxidoreductase activity, acting on paired donors, with incorporation or reduction of molecular oxygen; heme binding; iron ion binding. Gene Ontology annotation, cellular component: mitochondrial inner membrane. Bases 1 to 1518 code for a protein of 505 amino acids. Gene Ontology annotation, biological process: glucocorticoid biosynthetic process; C21-steroid hormone biosynthetic process; cholesterol metabolic process. Lineage: Eukaryota; Metazoa; Chordata; Actinopteri; Blenniiformes; Blenniidae. The transcript is spliced from 9 exons. The record is from RefSeq and is a predicted model, not a curated record.